UAUCCACAUCCGCCCAUCUUUUUCGGUCCCUGGCAGCCCGUCGUGUUCGUUAGCCGGAAACUCCUCAGCGUCUGUCUCCAGCUCACCUGCUGAAAUGGCCAAGCCUCGAGUUUUCUUCGACAUCACCGCUGACGGAAAGUCCGUGGGCCGGAUUGUGAUGGAGCUCCGUGCAGAUGUGGUGCCCAAGACUGCUGAAAACUUCCGUGCCCUCUGCACCGGUGAGAAGGGAUUCGGCUACAAGGGCUGCACCUUCCAUCGCAUCAUCCCUGAAUUUAUGUGCCAGGGUGGCGACUUCACCAAGCACGAUGGAACCGGAGGAAAGUCCAUCUAUGGCAACAAGUUUGCAGAUGAGAACUUCACCCUGACACACACCGGCCCAGGAAUCCUGUCCAUGGCCAACGCUGGCCCAAACACCAACGGGUCCCAGUUCUUUAUCUGCACUGUCAAGACAACAUGGCUGGAUGGUAAGCACGUGGUGUUCGGCAGUGUGGUGGAGGGCAUGGAUGUGGUAAAGAAGAUGGAGUCGUAUGGCAUUAGCAGCGGGAAACCCAAGGCCAAGGUCGUGAUUGCUGACUGCGGGCAGCUCUGAGCUCAUCGCCCUUCAUGCCUGCCCUUUAGCCACUCCCUCUUAGGCGCCACCCCUCCACAGUUCAACAUUCCUAUUGAUGGAGAUCCCCUUGGCCCUGCCCCUUUUAUAUUCUGUUGAAAUCUUGUUGCUGCAUUUGUGACUUUGCCUUUUGGAAGUUUCUUUUGCAUUAACAUUUUUUUCCACCAAGUCCUGAUGGUUUUUUUGUUAUAUCAAAAAAAAGAGAGAAAAUAAACAAAUGAUGCCUUGACAAUUGAAA
Molecule: messenger RNA, 845 nt
Organism: Archocentrus centrarchus (flier cichlid)
Lineage: Eukaryota; Metazoa; Chordata; Actinopteri; Cichliformes; Cichlidae
Product: peptidyl-prolyl cis-trans isomerase-like
Exons: 4
Coding region: 95-589 (164 amino acids)
Biological process (GO): protein folding; protein peptidyl-prolyl isomerization
Cellular component (GO): cytoplasm
Molecular function (GO): peptidyl-prolyl cis-trans isomerase activity; cyclosporin A binding
Source: RefSeq, a predicted model, not a curated record